Molecule: messenger RNA, 810 nt
Organism: Aegilops tauschii subsp. strangulata
Lineage: Eukaryota; Viridiplantae; Streptophyta; Magnoliopsida; Poales; Poaceae
Product: MFS18 protein
Source: RefSeq, a predicted model, not a curated record
CCUUUCUUCCUCCUCCACCUCCCACAGAGCUAAGAAGCAGCAAGCAAGCAAAGCAAGCAGCCACUCACACACUAGCCAGGAGCAAGAGCACCAGUUCAGGGGCAGGCUAGCGAUGGAGAAGUCGACCAAGAUGGUGGCGGUGCUCGUCCUCGCCGUGCUGGCCGCGGCGACCAGCGCCGAGGCGAGGAACAUCAAGACGACGGACGCGGCAGCCGCCAGCAAGGACGCGGUCCUGCAGCCGACGACCUUCCCGCCCUUCGACCGCCUCGGCGGCCUCCCCGGCGGCAGCAGCAUGCCGGGAUUCAGCCUCCCCGGCAGCAGCGGCGCCACCCCGGGCAUCAGCGGCAUCGGCAGCAUGCCCUUCCUCGGCGGCAGCUCCCCCGGCCUCGGCGGCUCCACCGGUCUCGGCGGCUUCGGCGGCAUGCCGGGGUCCCCCGCUGCAGCUGCCGUCGACGAGCACGCCAAGAAGCCGUGAAAAGCUGAGGGCGGCCGUUGAUAGCUAGAUCCGCUGGUGUGUGGCAAGCACUGACGGGGCGCAUGGUUGAUGGUUCGGUAGUGCUACUCGUAGCGUGCAUGCAUGGUUCUGUGGGCGCUAUACGCCGCGCGUACGUACGUUUGGAGAACUCGAUUUGUUUGUUGUGUUUGUCGCUUAAUUACGUCGUUAGGUCAAUCUCUAUCGCUCGUUCGUGUUAAGUUCUUGGUUAUCUGUAGUAGUGGUGCAUGUUCUUGAGGCAUAUGAAUAAUGCUAGAUGUACGUGUCGCUUGUGCUGUGGUAAGUGAUGAUGAAAUGAAUGGAAUAUUAUUGUAGUA